AUGCAGCUUCCUUUUGGAUUUUAUGUGUUUCAUAGUCCGAGAUCCCCGACCAGUCCUGGCCUUUUGGUGGAGGAAAACGCCAUCACGGAAUUGAUCAAGGUCAUGGAGGGCAAAGAUGACUGUGAAAUGAGCUUAGUUGCUCAGUUGAAGUUGGUGAUGUCACUUAUGGAGAACGAAUCCAACAAUCCGGUGGUGCGAUUGGUUAGUAGCGGCUUUUUCUAUGCCUUGGGCAACCUCGCGGCCAAUGGGGUCAGUCUCACUGUCUUACAGCUCCAGCAACGUCUCUUCGAGAAAAUGGCUGACCUACUCUUACAACUUGACCAAAUGGAUCACGAAACCGUAAUGAACGUAGGUGAGACCAUAGAUGAGUACCUCUCCAAAUUCAAGGAGUACAAGGAAAUACCAGAAUAUCACAUGUGGCACUUGAAGCGGUUUCUUGGUAAAAUCACGCUGAUAUACAAGAAGUUUCCAGACCUCCUCAAAUAUUGGUUCAGCGCUCGGACGGAGAAUCUCGCACGGGCGGAUCAACGGAUUUUUCUUCCACUCGAGUAUAUAAGGAAGCUCCUCUUUGGCGACAAUGGCGACGAUCUAAUUUUUGCUUUAACUACUCUAGUCGAGGCCGCAGACCUAGUUCAAGUUUCGAGGGAAUGGUUGGUCCAUCAAUCAGGAAUAAUUCGUAUAUUUUCCCAGAGCUGCCUCAAAUGCUUACUGCCCAUAGACCAGGGCAACCCGUGGCUGCAAACUAACAAUCUCGAGACUACCAAUGUACAACAAUAUAAGAAAUAUUUACGAUGGUACUUUAUGGUGCUUCAGAGUAGCUCCAUGGAAUCGAGGCUUGUGAUGCACAAGCAGUUCGAAUCGGAGUUCCUCUACAUGAUAAUCGGCUCAUCCCUCAACUGCCAGUACUUGGCUAGUUUGUUUGCGUUCAUUCAGGUGUUAGGAGAGUUCCCCAGAAUACACAAUAUAGUGGACAGCAUAUUAGAGAAUGAAGUAUUGGAGAGAAUAAUCACCCAAGAAAUCGUCCUGUUCUCCAUAUUCGAGCAUUUUAUCCUAGUGAUCAACAAUCUAGUCCGCGAUAACCAUCAUGCCUUAAUUAAAAUCUUUGGUAUUGGCAGUGAAAUUGAAGCUUCUCCAAUAGACUUAACCUUGGCCAAGAUGGAGCUAGAAACGCCAAGAGUAAGAGCUAUGAAAGUCUCUAUCGAUCUGAAUUACGAUAUUGGACAAGAAUUCGAGUUUUAUCUUUCGAAUCAGAUGCAGAGCAUAAGAACGUACCAAGUUGAUGUGGAGAAACUAAUAAUAAAAAAGUACUUCUUGGCUUGCAUAGGGUUCUUCGUUAAUUCUGACAAUUUGAAUUAUGCCUUGAUUGAAUUAACGAAAACGCUUUUGUUGAAGACCGAUUUAGCAACACACGAGAACUUCCAAUUGAUUAUGGAUUAUUUAUAUGAAUCUUAUCUUAGUUACCAAUUAGAGCUUUACUUGGCCAAUGCCAGAGUCUCACAGGCAAUUGUUGGAACACAAUUCAUCAAUCCGGAUUCUAAAUUGUUAACGAAAUUGAAUAUUGCAAGCAAGCAUGUUGAGUUUCUACAGAGCGCUAGGAAGAUCGACACCUCCAGUUUGAGUGAAAAGAUGAGACAGUUUACGGUGAUUAUUAUUCACACUUACGUUGUUUGCAAACUAAAAUGGCUUAAAAGUGCAUACAUGGAUGAUUAA
Suhomyces tanzawaensis NRRL Y-17324 is the source of this 1710-nucleotide messenger RNA. RefSeq lists its product as uncharacterized. The record is from RefSeq and is a predicted model, not a curated record. The coding region runs from base 1 to 1710 and encodes 569 amino acids. The transcript has 2 exons. NCBI's taxonomy places the organism in Eukaryota, Fungi, Ascomycota, Pichiomycetes, Serinales, Debaryomycetaceae.